CUCCGAUCAGGGGAGAGAGUCUAGUCUUUGGUGAGACUGAGGGGGAGUUACAGAGAGAAAGGGACCUGGGGUGCUCUUCAGAGAACGGAAUCUGCAUGCAUGGUGAUCUCUGGCUCUGCAGGAGAUCCUCAGUCACCAUGACAGACUAGGAACUCAGCUCUCCGAGGGAAAUGGCUUUUUUUUGUAAUAUCCCUUCCUUAAUACCUGCCGUAUGAGUCCAGCUGCCUCUAAAGGGCCUGUCAGCUGUUUAUGGGAACUACCAUUGGGUUUGCACUCUUGAGGAAUUAAGCUAGGACAACACUUUUUUGCCCCACUGUCAAGCAACGCUGUGCAAGAGUGGGGAGGUGGUGAGACGAUGGCGAACAACUCGUACAGUGGGGUGAAGAACUCCAUGAUGGAAGCCAACCACGAUGGAGAGUUUGGCUGCACACUCAAAGAACUGCGCUCCUUAAUGGAACUGAGAGGUGCCGAGGCAAUAAGCAAAAUUGGAGAAAGUUACGGCGAUGUUCAAGGACUCUGCAACCGGUUAAAAACAUCACCUACUGAUGGUCUAAGCGGGCAGCCGACAGACAUUGAGAAGCGGAAAACAGUGUUUGGGCAAAAUUUUAUACCGCCCAAAAAACCCAAAACUUUCUUACAAUUAGUGUGGGAGGCACUUCAGGAUGUCACACUGAUUAUCCUAGAAGUAGCAGCCGUAGUUUCACUAGGCCUUUCUUUUUAUAAACCUCCAGAUGCCGAAAGAGAUCACUGUGGAAAGGCUGCUGGUGGUGUGGAGGAUGAAAAUGAAGCAGAAGCAGGCUGGAUUGAGGGUGCUGCUAUCCUCCUUUCAGUUAUCUGUGUUGUGCUGGUGACAGCUUUCAAUGAUUGGAGUAAAGAGAAGCAAUUUAGAGGCCUCCAGAGCCGCAUUGAACAGGAACAGAAAUUUACUGUUGUCCGUGGAGGACAAGUCAUUCAGAUUCCUGUGGCUGAGAUCGUGGUUGGAGACAUUGCACAAGUAAAAUAUGGUGACCUUUUGCCUGCUGACGGAGUUCUCAUCCAAGGGAACGAUCUGAAGAUCGAUGAGAGCUCACUUACAGGGGAGUCGGACCAUGUCAAGAAAACACAAGAAAAAGAUCCAAUGCUGUUAUCAGGCACCCAUGUAAUGGAAGGCUCAGGGAAAAUGGUGGUAACUGCCGUGGGUGUCAACUCUCAAACUGGAAUUAUCUUCACUUUACUUGGUAGCGGUGAUGAUGAAGAUGAUGAAGAGGAGGAAAAGAAAAAGGAAAAGGAGGAGAAGAAGAAACAGAAAAAAAACAAAAAGCAGGACGGAUCUGUGGAAAAUCGCAAGAAAGCUAAAGCACAGGAUGGGGCUGCAAUGGAAAUGCAACCUCUGAACAGUGAUGAGGGAGCUGAUGCAGAGGAGAAAAAGAAAGCCAACCUGCCAAAGAAAGAGAAAUCAGUUCUCCAGGGCAAACUGACCAAACUAGCUGUACAGAUUGGCAAAGCAGGGUUGGUUAUGUCAGCCAUCACUGUUAUUAUCCUUGUGGUGCUGUUUGUAGUAGACACUUUCUGGAUACAGAAUUUACCCUGGAUUAAGGACUGCACGCCUAUUUACAUUCAGUUUUUUGUGAAAUUCUUCAUCAUUGGCGUAACUGUUCUGGUGGUGGCUGUUCCUGAGGGCCUGCCACUUGCUGUUACCAUCUCACUGGCGUACUCCGUUAAGAAAAUGAUGAAAGACAACAACCUGGUGCGGCACUUGGAUGCCUGUGAGACCAUGGGCAAUGCAACUGCAAUCUGCUCUGACAAAACUGGUACGCUCACCAUGAACCGGAUGACAGUGGUGCAAGCAUACGUCGCUGAAAAACACUUCAAGAAGGUCCCUGAACCAGAGAAUAUCCCUUCUUCCACCUUAGAUGUCCUCAUUCUUGGCAUUGCAGUCAACUGCGCCUACACCACCAAAAUUAUGCCUCCAGAAAAAGAGGGAGGCCUGCCACGGCAGGUGGGUAACAAGACCGAAUGUGCCUUGCUUGGCUUUUCUAAUGAUCUGAAGCGUGACUACCAGAAUAUUCGCAACGAAAUCCCAGAGGAGAAACUUUACAAGGUCUACACCUUCAACUCGGUCCGCAAGUCUAUGAGCACUGUGUUGAAGAUGGCUGAUGGCAGCUACCGUAUGUUCAGCAAAGGGGCCUCAGAAAUUCUCCUAAAAAAGUGUUAUAAAAUCCUGACAGCAAACGGUGAGCCAAAGGUGUUUCGCCCCCGUGAUCGAGAUGACAUGGUUAAGAAGGUGAUCGAACCCAUGGCCUCAGAGGGCCUAAGAACCAUCUGCCUUGCAUACAGAGACUUCCCUGUUUCUGAGGGUGAGCCUGACUGGGAUAGUGAGACUGACAUUCUCACUGGACUGACAUGCAUCUGUGUGGUGGGCAUUGAAGACCCUGUGAGGCCUGAGGUCCCAGAUGCUAUCAGGAAAUGCCAGCGUGCAGGCAUCACAGUGCGAAUGGUGACUGGGGACAACAUUAACACAGCUCGAGCCAUUGCUACCAAGUGUGGCAUCCUGCAGCCUGGAGAUGACUUCCUUUGUCUGGAAGGCAAAGAGUUCAACCGCAGGAUACGCAAUGAAAAAGGAGAGAUUGAACAGGAACGCAUUGACAAGAUCUGGCCCAAACUACGAGUGCUGGCUCGCUCUUCCCCAACAGACAAACACACUUUAGUCAAAGGCAUUAUUGACAGCACGGUGGCAGAACAAAGACAAGUAGUAGCAGUAACAGGAGAUGGUACAAAUGAUGGUCCUGCCUUGAAGAAAGCUGAUGUUGGCUUUGCAAUGGGUAUUGCUGGUACAGAUGUAGCCAAGGAAGCAUCUGACAUUAUCCUUACUGAUGACAACUUUUCCAGCAUCGUCAAAGCCGUCAUGUGGGGACGCAAUGUCUAUGACAGCAUCUCCAAGUUCCUCCAGUUUCAGCUAACGGUCAAUGUGGUGGCUGUCAUUGUAGCAUUUACAGGAGCCUGCAUCACACAGGACUCUCCACUGAAAGCAGUACAGAUGUUAUGGGUCAACUUGAUCAUGGACACAUUUGCCUCACUAGCUCUGGCCACAGAACCCCCCACAGAAGCCCUGCUGCUAAGGAAGCCAUAUGGCCGCAACAAGCCUCUCAUUUCUCGCACCAUGAUGAAGAACAUCCUGGGCCAGGGUGUGUUUCAACUUAUCAUCAUAUUUACACUGCUCUUUGCUGGAGAAAAAUUGUUUGAUAUUGACAGUGGCAGGGAUGCGCCCCUCCAUGCACCGCCUUCUGAACACUACACCAUUGUCUUCAACACUUUUGUAUUGAUGCAGCUUUUCAAUGAAAUCAAUGCCCGCAAGAUCCAUGGUGAAAGGAAUGUCUUUGAAGGAAUCUUCAACAACCUUAUCUUCUGUAGUAUAGUCUUUGGUACCUUCAUUAUCCAGAUUGUCAUUGUGCAGUUUGGAGGGAAGCCUUUCAGCUGUGUUGCUCUGAGCAUUGACCAGUGGCUGUGGUGCACUUUCCUAGGCUUCGGCUCUCUACUAUGGGGACAGGUAAUUUCCACGAUACCCACCAGUCGCUUAAAGUUCUUGAAAACGGCAGGCCAUGGAACACAGAAAGAGGAGAUCCCAGAUGAGGAGCUGGAGGAGCUGGAGGACAUGGAUGAGAUUGACCAUGCUGAACGGGAGCUUCGCCGAGGCCAGAUCCUUUGGUUCCGAGGCCUCAAUCGCAUCCAGACUCAGAUCCGGGUGGUGAAUGCAUUCCGCAGCUCCAUCUCCCUCUAUGAGGGGCUGGAGAAGCCUGAGUCGCGAACAUCAAUCCACAACUUCAUGACCCACCCAGAAUUUCGGAUAGAGGACUCUGAGCCCCAUAUUCCUCUCAUAGACGACACCGAUGCCGAAGACGACGCUCCCACCAAACGCAAUUCUGCCAGCCCCCGCAAUGCAACGCCUACGCCGCCAUCACCCUCACCUUCACCCGCUACCGCUGCCCCCACCACGCCGGUCUCUCCCUCCCCAAACCAGAACAAUAAUGCUGUGGAAAGCAGUAAUCACCUCCUCCCAGAGGGCACCAAAUCAGGAACCCCCUCAGCCCCGGGAAGCCCCCUACACAGCCUGGAGACCUCCCUUUGAUCUGACCCUGCUCCACACAUUACCACCUCUUUUCUACCUGCCACCAAGGAGCUCAACUCAGACAAAAGAAAGAACACUUUGAGAGGAGAGAUGAAGGGCUAGCGGGAGAGCGGAGUCUUCUGUGAGCUUAGCUUGGGCUGGACUUAAAGAACAGCAGACAUUCAGAAGAAUGUAUGGCUUGGUGUGGAUGCUUUGGUCUUCUUUUAUUUUUGGUUCUUCUUAAUACCCCGUUGCAACACAAGGACUCCGUCUCCACCCCUCUCUCCUUGGUAACUUUUGUUUUUCUCGGUAAACAAGGGGUGAUUAUAAACUCAGAUUGAAAGUGACCUGUUUUUAUUAUUCUAUUAUUAAUAUUAAUAUUAUUAUUAUUAUUAUUAUUAUUAUUAAUUGAGAAGGGGAGGUCUUCCUCCUGGCUUGAAGAUCUUCUGUAAGAAUUAUGAAAGAACCUUUAGCUUCUCUUUUAUCUGAAUGGUGUUGUAUAUUUAUCUCUUUGGCCCUUGCUCAUUCAAAACUUAUUUCUGCUCCAUUGGCUGUUAAUAUUUUGAGUUAUUUAUGUUUUUGGAAAAAGCAGGUCUGUUUACAAAGUUUGUAGAUACUUUUUUUCUGUUUGUAGGCAAAAGAGCUUCCUGAUGUAUGAUGCAGAAAACUGGGACAGAAUAAAAAAUGAAUGAGAGGAUUAUUUCAGAUACUGCUGUAUUUUCAGGAAAAAAGGGUGUUUCUAUUGAAACUUAACUAUUUUUGCCUGCAAGUUUUAUUUGUUAUAUAUUUGUAGAUAAAUAUAGAACCUUCUAGCCAAACCGAUAAACACUAAGGCUUGUAUAGAAAAGAGGUCCAUCAGGUGCGGUGUUUUCACAGGAGAGAGGACAGGAAAGACAACUAGGGCCUCUGUCCACUAACUAACUUGCUAUAAAUAUUUACUUCUUCCAUUUCUUCAAUAGUUUUCAUGUGCACAAAACCUUCUGGAGUUCUGGAUUCUCUUUUCAUUCGUUAAGUUGUGUUCAAGGAUUUCCACAUGUUGAAAGGUUCACUCAUUAAAGGGAGUUUAGAAUAUGCCCAGGCCUGUAUUUAGCAAGCAUCUCAGAACGGCUCCUAGUUACGUUGACAGUUUGGAUCAUUAGUUUAUAGUCUUACCUCAGUGGAAUCGCACGUGAAGUUCUUAUGAAGCCUCUAAACCGUCACUUUGAGCGGGAAGUAAAAGUUCUUUUCACCCAAUAAUUUCACAAUACUUGUGACUAUAGAGAAAAAAAUGUCUUGUGGUGGAUAAUUUGAUGUGGGUUUAGUGACACUAGUGGGUGUAUGACAAGUUAACAAAUGCACGUUAAGGCUAAAAAUGUUGUUUUUUGCCAAAACUCAUAAAAGCACUAAAACAACCAACACAAAAAAAACACAGUUCACCAGCUUUCCAAACAGCUUACAAAACUUAAGUUCAGUCCAGCGCUGUAUUUUGAGCUACUUACCCAGUGCGCCUAUUUAUUUUUUAAUAAGAGGUUUAUAUAGACUAAACAUGAAUGUGCCUUGGCCACAAAAACAUUUUACACCAUACUUUGUCCUGUCAACUGGCAGGAGCUCCUCAUGAAUAAGGACAGCUUCCUCAGGCUUAGAACAAUGUUACUUGUAUGGCUAAAAGUCCAUCCAAAUAGCCUCACACUGAAAGUUCUGGGCAAGUUGGGACUGAUUUUCUCUUUCUGUGGAUGCUUGAUAAAUAUGGACCCAGGUUUGUAUUUUUAUUUUUUUUUUUAAUUGGUGCAUUUUGUUGAAUUUUGUUUUUCCCAGCAAAUCUUUUAGUCCCCUGCCAAUGCAUGAUAUUAAUGUUUGUUUACUCAGGCAUAGAAGAAAAAAAGUGUUGAAUUUAAAAGGAAGAGAACACCUUUUAACUUACAACUUUCUAUUUAGAUAGAAAACACUGUCUUGGUCAAAAGAAAAUAAAUUAUUUUCAUAUUUUAUUCAUCUAUAAGAUCAUGCUUUAGGAAAACUUAAUUUUAAUUUUACUCCUCUGAGUUCUGGUUCGUUGACGUUUCAAAAAUCAAAAAUGAGGAGAAAAAAAGGCUUAUUUUUCUCCAGCCCUGUCCAUAAGACUCCUUUCAUCAUAAAUGUUGCUGCAUUUGAUUUGUUUGUAAAAUAUUUUUGACACCUGAUGUACUGGAAACACUAAAGAAUUGGACAUGUGCAUUUUUCAAGAAUAAAGACUAGGCAUACACUGGUAUCUAUCUGCACAGGGUACUUUAUUUCAUAGCGUUCCUUGGGGAAAAGCAUUUUGAUACAAAGCAUACAGAACCUUUGUAUUUUUAUGACAAUACUGAAAUACCUUUCAUCAAACUAAACCAAUUUUGGAUGAUUUGACACCAAUCUCGUUAUAUGGGGAGGGUUUUGGCCACUAAAAUGUUUGUUGUUCUGGAAUAUUCAUCUCAGGGUGCAAAUGGUGUGAAAGAGAACAGGCCUCUUUUAAUUUGUAUAUUACAACACUUAAUUAAAUGUUUGGCACGGUGCUUGUUGACCACACAGGGCAGGUACACGGUACUUGGGCAGGAGGCUGCAGAUUGUUCCUGCAGCCUCCUGGCCAUCUUCACUUGACCAGCCGUGGACAGGGAAAAGGAAGAAGUGGAAAUGUUAAAUCACAACGUUUAACUUGUUUUACAGAUGACAAAUAACAGCUAGUAGGGUUGCAUACAAACUGAGAAAUUGAAAAGACAAGCAGAAUCCAUAUGAGGAGUUUGUUCUGUAGCUUCUUCCUGUAAUGGGAAUGAAUGUUUUUCCAUCUGUUUUAUGGAUUAUUAUUUUUUUAUCUUUUAACAUUUGGAAAUAAAAGUACUUCAUGUCUGUUUAUCUUGAGCAUUUUAAAUGGAUAUCGUGAUUGGAUUUACAUUUGAAACUUGUCGAGUAAUGUGUAUGGUUUUUAAAAAUAAAAAAUGUAUUUAGCCUA
This is a messenger RNA of Sphaeramia orbicularis (orbiculate cardinalfish), 7025 nucleotides long. RefSeq names its product ATPase plasma membrane Ca2+ transporting 1a (gene atp2b1a). Gene Ontology annotation, biological process: regulation of cytosolic calcium ion concentration; calcium ion transmembrane transport. Bases 356 to 4105 code for a protein of 1249 amino acids. Gene Ontology annotation, cellular component: plasma membrane; intracellular membrane-bounded organelle. Gene Ontology annotation, molecular function: P-type calcium transporter activity; PDZ domain binding; ATP binding. Lineage: Eukaryota; Metazoa; Chordata; Actinopteri; Kurtiformes; Apogonidae. The transcript has 21 exons. The record is from RefSeq and is a predicted model, not a curated record.